This is a messenger RNA of Dermacentor albipictus, 2282 nucleotides long. The record is from RefSeq and is a predicted model, not a curated record. NCBI's taxonomy places the organism in Eukaryota, Metazoa, Arthropoda, Arachnida, Ixodida, Ixodidae.
AGCACAGCCUGACACGUCUUCAACCUGGUAGGCCUCCCUUUCUUUGCGCGGCGCAGAUCCGACCUAAUCUGAUUUCACGGCACGCGGCUGCUGCUUCUCUCCUCUAGAGAGUUGUGGAAGAGGAAGGAAAUGUCCAAGGCUUAAAAAGCUGCUGCGCCCCCUACAAGAUUCCUAAGAAAGGCCGAGUCGUGUUCCCACAACCUCGCUCCUGUUGCAAGAUUUCAGAAGAGCGUUUGAUGCUCGCCUCCGCACCCCAUCAAUGCGAAAGUGCAUCUCUCGAUCAAGCAACCCGUGAGUGGGGCUGACAGUGCUUCAACGGGCAUCAGAGUCCAAGACGCCGAAGGCACGGACAAAGUCGGAGUAGCUGACCUCAUGGUUGGCGACGCGUGCAGCACCUGAGCGAUGCCCGACAGCAUCCCACAGGCCCCCAGCCAUGCCGCCGUAGCGGACGUCCUCGCCAACACCACUUCCAGCCUCUCCUUUCACCAGACCAGCCAAAAUGGACGUGGCGAUGCCAGCCCGGAGUCAGUCCUCGGGCCGCAGUACCAUAUCCAAGUCCGCAUCACCGUCAUCAUCAUCAUGAUCGCAUUCUCGGUCACGGGUAACAGUGUCGUCUGCUGGCGCCUAUUGCGCAACCACCGUCGGCGUCGCUACCAGAAGGCCCACGUCCUCUUCCUGAACCUCGCCUUGGCCGACCUUCUGGUCACCACAGUGACGAUGGCUUCGCAGACGGUCUGGGAGGUCAUGGGUCGCGUCUGGAUUGCCGGCGACGCUUUCUGCCGUGUCUUCAAGGUCCUGCAGACGUUCGCACUCGCCUCCUCCACGUACAUGAUAGUGAGCAUAGCGCUGGACAGGCACUUCGCGAUCGUGCACCCUCUCGCCAGGUGCCCUGCGCCGUGGCGCCUGGCGGCGGCCGCCUGGAUCGCGUCGCUGAUCCCAUCACUGCCCAACCUGUACGUGUUCCGUGUGGUGGAGGCCACCACGGGCGUUCGAUACUGUGCCUCACUGUUCUAUGCGCGCAAGACUGCCUCGACACUGCCUCGACAACUAUACAUGACAUUCGUGUUCCUGGCCGUGUUUGUGCUCCCUCUAGUGCUCCUGGUUGGCCUAUACGGUCGCAUCCUCAUGGAGAUCUGGCACCAGAGCUUGGCCUUCAGGAAGCGGCACCAGACGGCUUCGUCCUUGCCAAUGGCAAAGGUGAAGACCGUCAAGUUGACGGCGGCAGUCUUCGCGGCGUUUCUGGCGACUAACGUUCCCUACAUGGUCCAGGAGAUGGUGUUGGCCUUCGGAGGUGCGGACGUCUCUCUGGACCGAAACCUGGUGGCUCUCUUCGGAGUCAUCUCUGCCUCGAACAGCGCCAUCAACCCAUACAUCUUCCUGUGCUUCCAGAAGAGCAACGCAAAACGGAAGCGUUUCGCGAUGGCCUUCCGUAGAGACGUCGUCGCUGAGAGCGAACUCGGGAACGGUCGCUCGAGCUUCGGUGGUGGCACCAAGCACUACGUGACGUCGGUCAGGAAUCACUCGACCGUGUUUACUGUGUCCACAAAGGAGACGAACGGAAAGAUAUCUCCAGAGUUGCGCACGAACUUCAGCGCUUUAUGACAGCGGAGGAUCUUGUCAUGCUUUCUGUGGAUAGCAGUCUUCGUCCGGACAUUGGGGACCCCGCGAACUAAGGUCGGGAGUGCUCCUGCACCACCCAACGACUCUCUGUGACAAUUUGCCAUACACCUUGUGACGCUUGGUGAUGUUAUGGGACAGCACCUUUUUAUUAUUAUUAUUAUUGUUAUUAAUAUUCUGCGUCUGCUCUGUGAGACAACGGUACCUUCCGGCUCCUUGUGAAGCUCCAGCAAAGCAUUCAGUAGAAAGCAACGCCGGAAGCCUGUAAAGUAUGAAAGAAAAAGUCCAUAAUGAAGAAAAUAUCAUGUAUAAGCACGAAAAUUAAACUGGGCCAUGAGCGCAGCUCUUCGGUGUUUACCAAAGCCUGGGAGUGUCCGUUUUUGGGUUAAGUGCCACCACAAAAGCACACGUAUUCGGCAACGGAGCUGUAAGCUUCACGUACAAAUAAGUACUAAUGAACCUAUUGUAUAGCUAAUUAAUACAUCCGUUCUGUUAUGUAUAUCUGGCUAUUCUGCAAAAGAUUGCAGAUCUUUUCGACUGCUAAGAGUAUUAGAGAUACUAAUUUGCCUCUGUUCUAGUCUUGUCACCUCGCUCCACAACGGUCAUUCAUGGCCGUCAUAUCUCUGGCAACAACAAAGUAUUGAUGUUAUCUUAUGUGUGCCCUC